Molecule: messenger RNA, 3447 nt
Organism: Miscanthus lutarioriparius
Lineage: Eukaryota; Viridiplantae; Streptophyta; Magnoliopsida; Poales; Poaceae
Source: the annotation of a GenBank genome assembly
AUGGAGGCAACGGUCGUGAGCGUUGGCAAGGCCGUGCUGGAUGGAGUUCUUGGCUGCGCGCAAUCCACCGUUGUGGAGGAGAUGAGGCAGCAGCUCGGCAUCGAGCGCGACGUGGGCUUUAUCACCGACGAGCUGGAGAUGAUGCAGUCCUUCCUGACGGCAGCUGAUGAGGAGCAAGACCCGAAGAAGGUGCCCACCACCUUGGUCAAGCAGGUCCGGGAUCUGGCCUACAAUGUCGAGGACAGCCUCAUGGAUUUCAAGGUUUAUUCAGAGGUGCAAAAGUCUUCUUGGUGUUGCUUCGCCCGCAACCUGCAUGACCGCCAUCGCAUCGCCAUGGAGUUGAAGGAGCUCAGGGACAAGGUAGAGGAAGUGAGCAGAAGGAAUCAUUGGUACCACAUUAUCAGCGACGACUCCAAGCAUGGGGCUGAACAGGGCAGGAUGUGGGGCAUUGACAAGGCUUGGCAUGAGACCGUGGAGGAUGUAAAAUCACCAGUGGACCUUGCUCAGCUGAUCAACAGCGUGGAGAUGGAACUUAGGGUGAUCGCGGUGUGGGGGUCAAGUGGUGAACUCGGUAAGACAACCGAGGUCAGGAAGGCCUAUGAUGACCCGAAGGUAAAAGCCAAGUUUGAAUUUCGUGCUUGGGUAAGACUGAUGCGCCCUUUCAAUCCAUAUGAAUUCAUCGAGAGCCUUGUGAGGCAGUUUUAUGUUAAUUCUUAUCAAAAGACUAGUAAGGCUCAAGAAGGAACAACUGUUGGAGCAAACAUUUUGCUGACGAUGGAGAACAUAACACAAAGUGAUUUGGUCCAUGUGUUGAAUGAACUAGUGAAUACCAAGAGCUACCUGAUAGUGAUCAAUGACCUCUCAACGAUAGAGGAGUGGGAUUUCAUCAGAACUUACUUUCCUGACAAGAAGAUGAGAAGCAGAAUUGUCGUCAACACUCAAGAAUUUGAAGUUGCAUGCCUAUGCACGGAGCAGCCAUACCAAAUGUCAGAACUAAAGCAAUUGUCGCCAGAUCAAACUCUCUACCUGAUCCACAAGAAGAUACAGAUGUGGUAUUCAGUGAUGCCCACUACCUUAACAAUUGAAAAGAAGCUUGGUCGGUCUCUGUCCAAGACGAGGUCAGUAACCCCUGAAGACAUUGUUGUCGGGCGAUCGACAGAGAAACAAAAGCUUAAUCAUUUACUUGGUCAGCCAGAUGACGACAGUCAGGGCUGCAAGGUGAUCUCUGUUUGGGGAAUGGGUGGUAUUGGGAAAACUACUCUUGUCAGAAGCGUCUACCAAAGCCAACAACUUGGUGGCUGGAAGCGUGCUUGGGCAACUGCAUCGCGCUUUUUCAACAGUGAUGCACUCCUUUGGAAUCUAGCCUUGCAGCUUCAGACAAAUAUUGAAGAACAAGACUCAACUAGAGCUGACUCAGUGAAACUGAAGAAGGAUAUUAGAGAAAUGGGACACCAAGAGAUGACUAGUGAAUUAUCUAGACUUCUUGGGACUCAAAACUGCCUCAUUGUUCUUGAUGACCUAUCAACCACCGAAGAAUGGGACUCCAUUAAAAGUAUAUUGCUGAAAUCUAAAAGGGUGAUAGUCACCACAAGGGAAAAAUCUGUUGCGGAACAUUGUUCUGAGGACGAACACAAUAUCUACAAUCUUGUUGGCAUAGAAGAUGACGCUGCACUUGACCUCUUAAAAACAAAGGUAUUUAGCGAUGCUACAAGUUUUGAGUUGCAUCCUCGUAUGCUGGAUCAAGCUAAACUUAUCCUGAAGAAAUGUAAAGGGCUGCCCCUUGGAAUAUCAACCAUAGGAGGUUAUCUGAAAUUUAAGCCUAAAACUGCAAUGGAAUGGAGGAAGCUGCAUGAUUCCUUAGACAAAGAGCUGCAGACAAAUCCAGCAGAUCCCAAUGAGCUAAUAAGCACAGUCAUUACACGGAGCUAUGAUGGUCUGCCAUAUCCUCUCAAGGCUGGUUUCUUAUAUAUGUCCAUUUUCCCAGAACAACAUAUAAUCCAGCGUAAACGUCUAGUGAGGAGGUGGAUCGCAGAGGAUUACGCAAGAGAGACGGAACACAUGAAAGCUGAGCAAGUUGGAUACAAACAUUUUGAUGAACUCGUCGAUAGGAGUAUGAUCCUACCCAUGGAAGGAGGAAGAGGAAGGAGUGGUAAGAUUGAUUAUUGCCAGCUCCAUGACCUCAUCCGCGAAAUCUGUGUGUCCAAGGCAAGGGCAGAAAACCUUGUUUUGACACUAGAGGAAGGCUGCAACCUGCGCAACACUCGAUCAAGGCCUCAAGGGGCAAUACGGCAUCUUGCCAUAAGCAGCAGCUGGAAGAGAGACAAGGAUGUAAUCCAGACCACACUGGACCUUUCGCAUGUGCGAUCCCUGACUGUGUUUGGAGAAUGGAGAUCAUUCUUGAUAUCCAACAAGAUGAGGUUCCUCCGGGUGUUGGAUCUUGAGCACACAACAGGACUAAGGGACCAUCACCUUGACAAGAUCGGGGAGCUGAUCCAUGUAAGACUGCCGGAUUCAGUGGGAAAUCUGAGGCAGCUUCAGACGCUGGAUGUCAGGGGUACACGUGUACAGACGCUGCCAACUUGUGUCACCAAGCUUCAGAAACUAGAAUACCUCUACGCAUCUGGUUUCUUAAGGAGAAGACAAGAAGAGUACAAGCCACGAGACGGUGCACUUGACGGGCAUGCCAUUGCCAUGGGUGGCAUUGAAGAUGCCAGCAAGCUCCGCGGUGUCCAAGUCCCCAGAGGAAUCUCCAAACUGAAGGCCCUGCACACGCUGCGUGUUGUCAACGUCACGCAGGGAAAGGCUACGACGUUCCAGGAGCUCAGAGAGCUUACUCAGCUGCGUAAGCUUGGAGUGACCGGUGUCGGCAAGAAAAACUCUGAGAAGUUCUGGCUGGCAAUUGGCACUGGCAGACAUUAUGGGCUCCGGUCUCUGUCAGUGUAUAACCCAUCCGUGGACGACGAGUUAGAUGGUUGUUUGGGUGGAGACCUGUUGCCGCCAAAGCGCCUGGAGAGCCUCAAAAUGCAUGGCAAGCUGGUCAAGGCAGCUGGAUGGAUCCAUCGGCUCCAGAAUCUAUCCAAGCUGCAGCUAGAGAAGGCGGAGCUGAACCAAGAUGCCUUAGAAGCCAUCGGGAUGCUACCGAAUCUCGCAGUCCUGCGCCUCAGGGACAACUCGUUCGUGGGGAAGCUGCUUCGUUUUCAAGGCUCGUCUUUUCCGAGCAUCUUGGUGCUGGAGCUUGAUCUGCUGAUAGAGUCGGUGCGGUUUGAGCAUGAGGCCAUGCCCAAGCUGGAGGUGAUACAAGCCUACAGGUGCAAGCAGGUGAAGGAAUUCUCGGGGCUACCAUUUCUCACAAGCCUCGUGGAGAUUCGCCUCGACGGUGACGUCUACCGAAGAGUGCAGGGGCAACUCGCAGAGCUUCGAAACGGUGUGGUCUUGAGGCUAUUGUAA